Ciona intestinalis (vase tunicate) is the source of this 1676-nucleotide messenger RNA. The record is from RefSeq and is a predicted model, not a curated record. Lineage: Eukaryota; Metazoa; Chordata; Ascidiacea; Phlebobranchia; Cionidae.
CCAAAUAUAUUGUGCUCUUGUGUAUGUAAAUUAUAAUAUAAACUUCAGAGUUGAUUUAAUACACGGCCCGAUUUAAUAUUAAAGUUUAAAACGGGCUUGGAGAGGCAGUUAUUAGCCUUCUACCGGGGUUGCUUAAAACAUUUGUAUAUAUUUUUUAUUUAUAGACAAGUAUACCGAAAGUAAUAGCAAAUGUUAUAAGGUAUUUUAAUUGUAGCCUAUAUACCCUAUUAGAAAUCAGUCGAUUUUAUUCUUUUUUGAAAUCAUCUUUAACGCCCAGACAGUUAAAUUAAAACCAAUAAAGUUUACAUAUAUAGGCCAUGAUCUAUAAAUGGUACUUAAGGAGGCUAUAAGCUUAUUAAAAAUAUAAGGCGAGCAACAUUAUUGGCUAUAUUCUCCUUAUACCUUAAUACAGACCCAUCUUUGGUAUUUGCACCAUAAUUCUAAGAAUAUGUUUGCGCUAUACCAUCCCAAUGGGUAUAGGUUAAACAUUAACGAGCCAAAAUCAUAGACUUAACAGCGACGUAUGGCGCACACGGAACAAAACAACAGUACAAGAAAUAGGAAAGGAUUCUGCUGCUGGACGUUUUAAACAGGGAACUAACAAACUGCAUUAUGAACGAUAAUGAAGAACCAAGUCGACGUGAACUUGAAGUUAAACUUACUGAAUCACAACCGGUUCCUGCUGAUGAUGAAAUAAACAACGAUGAUGAAACAACUCACUCAACUAGUAAUGAACAUAUUACAACACAUGAGCAGAAUGUGGACACAGUGGAUACUAUUGGUGUCACUUUGGACUACGAACCCCCAACAAGCAACAUCAUUAUCACAACGGACGAACAAUCGUUCAAUAACCCAGAUGAACUGGAACAAACAGAACGACGAUCGCGUACUCACCAACCUAGAAACGAAGUUGGCAUCGUCAGCUUCUAUUCGAGGCAUUGGUUCGGUCAAUGCGUGUCUGGUGUCUUCACAGGCAUUAUAUUCUUAUCUAUUGGAAUCGUUUUCAUAGUCUACUUCCAAAGUCUACCGAUCUAUAUCGGAAUACUCUUCAUACUUGUCAGCAUCCCGCCCUGCUGUAUGGCUGCCAACAGAUACAAGUAUGCAAUGGAACGCCAAAGGAGAUACGAAAGACGACAACGGAGCCGCUUAGCUCGGGAACAAAUACGGGCAGCUUUCGCGCAGUCAGAAGCGAACAGACCAAGCCAGUUACCGAUGGCUGACUUUCCACCUUCUUACAGUAACUUGGCAUUUGACGUUAACGAACAAGAGGACACGUGGACCAAUUGCUCGUCAGAGGUUUUUGACUCAGCUUUGCCAUCGUAUGCAGAUUUUAUUCAAAUGAAAAAGCAAUCGGAGGAAGAAAUUGCCACAGUGGGCGAACAAAAUCAAACUUGUUCACUUACUUCGGAAGAAAGCGGUGAAAAUAGCUCGAACAGGGAAUAGCAACUUUGUGUUUAACUCUUUGCCAGUUCUAUAUUUCGCUCGUUGCUUUUACUUGUACAUAAUAAUUUCUUCUAUUUUCACGUGCGGUACUUUACUUAAUACCGAUACGAGUUCAUGCACUUAAAUUAAUCUACUACACGCCUGAAUGUUUCAAUAUUGCAUUAUCUUACAAUUUUUAUCGUCGUUUGGUGCCUAACUUUUAUUGUUGCCGUCAAUAAAUUUAAAAUCGCGAA